AUGGCGCCGCGGUCCCUGAGCCCCUUGGUGCUGGCGCUGGGCGGCGCCGCGGCCGUGCUCGGCUCGGUGCUCUUCAUCCUCUGGAAGGCCUACUUCGGCCGCGGACGGGAGCGGCGCUGGGACCGCGGCGACGGCUGGUGGGGCGAGGAGCCCGCCCGUCUCCCCGAGUGGGACGAGUGGGACCCCGAGGAUGAGGAGGACGAAGAGCCCGCUCUGGAGGAGCUGGAGCAGCGCGAGGUGCUGGUGCUGGGGUUGGAUGGCUCUGGGAAGAGCACGUUCCUGCGAGUGCUCUCCGGGAAGCCACCGCUGGAAGGCCACAUCCCCACCUGGGGCUUCAACUCCGUGCGGCUGCCCACCAAGGACUUCGAGGUGGACCUGCUAGAGAUCGGUGGCAGCCAGAACCUGCGCUUCUACUGGAAGGAGUUUGUGAACGAGGUGGACGUGCUGGUGUUCAUGGUGGACUCGGCUGACCGGCUGCGGCUGCCCUGGGCCCGGCAGGAGCUGCACAAGCUGCUGGAUAAGGACCCUGACCUGCCUGUCGUCGUGGUGGCCAACAAGCAGGACCUGAGCGAGGCCAUGAGCAUGGUGGAGCUGCAGCAGGAGCUGGGUCUGCAUGUCGUUGACAGCCAGCGGGAGGUCUUCCUCUUGGGAGCCAGCAUUGCCCCUGCAGGACCUGGCUUUGAAGACCCUGGCACUGUGCACAUCUGGAGACUGCUCUUGGAGCUUCUCUCCUAAGCUGGCACCACCUGUUCACCACCCAGCCCUGGGAGCCCCAGGUCUGCUGCUCCUGCUUCUUCAGCACCGGCCUGGGCCUGGGGCAGGAGCUAUGUGGCCCCUUACCGCCCUCAUGAGCAGGGCCUGGGCAAGGCCAAGAACCACAGAGAAGCCCUCCUGGUGAGGCGGCCUUGGGGCUGGAGUGGGGAGGUGGGUGGGGCAGAGGGUGGGCACAGAGAGUAUGGCUCUUUCUGGACUGGAAGAGGAUCCAGCUGUCACCCGACCUGGACGGUGAGAUGCUCAGUGGGCUCAGUACUCCGCCCUGCAGGUCCUGGCAACUGAGGACCGUUUCGAUGUCGUAAGUACUUCUAGCCGAGUGUUCACGCCUGGCAACUUCAGGCCCCUCCUCACAAGCAGGUCCUAGGCAGUGCACAGUGAACCCCGGCUUCCAGUUCACAUUGUCCUCCAGCCCCAGCUCUGCCCAUCGGGCUUGUGGCCUUGACCAGUGUCUUCUCCUCUGGCCCCAGGGCCAUGAUUUUGAAAGGAAGAUUUCUGUGGUUUUUUUCGAACUGAGAGAUGCAUUUCCCAGUGGUAGAGAUGAGAAGUGUGAGGACAAACCUGGAGCUCCUAGCAAGGAUCUGAAACCUCCCUGCUUCCCCAGGCCAAGGCCUGGCCCCCAGCCUCUCGUGACUACAGAGUAAGAGGUAUUCACCCCCAGUCAGAAAAACUGAAAGCUUGUCCCGCCGAAUCGGAGCAAACAGCUGCUACUGUGUUAGCUGACCAGUGCCCGUGUUUUCAUGAGUGGGGGAGAAAGGGGUGCCAUUCCCGGAAGGAGGCCGAAGACCAUGGGUGUUGAUCUAGGGACUGCACUGUGAUUAUUUAUUUAUUUAUAAAAGGAACAGGCCAACGAUUUGGGGUGUUUCCAGGUGCUGUUAUCAAAACCUCCAACGACCGGCAUGGAAACUUUGGAUCUUUGAGGAAAACAGCUGAACUCCAGAAUGACAAGGUGAUCAGCCACCAUGUUAAGGGAGCUGGAUCUGUAGCUUCCCCUGCCCUUUGGCUGUAACUGAUACCACAAUACUUCACCCUGAUCCACAUGUACCGUAGCUCCAUCAGCACGUCACUCUGCUUCUGUGUAGUUAGCAGAGGACUCUGGGAAAGGAAAUUCCAAUCAUGUAAAUCCAGGUACAAAGAACUUGGGCGUAGCAGACCAGCCAACGGGGUAGCCUGGAACAUCGCUCAGCCUCUCUACCCCUGUGGAUGCCCCAGCCACAGCAAAGUUGGACGGAAUUUCUGCUCUUCUCUCCAGUGCACAGUCAGUGAUUCUCCUUCCAGUGACCAGCCAGUUCAAGGACCAUCUUACCUGCAUCAACACCUCUUUAGUGCAGGCAACAGGAGCCUUUUGUCCGUUGGGGCCACUGAGUAAUCAACAGCCACAAAUGGGUGUUGUUUUUUAGAGCACAUAUCCAAUUGGGUUUGCUUUUUCAUUGAGAAUAGAGGUUAUGUGCCUUCGUUUCGUUUGGC
Molecule: messenger RNA, 2238 nt
Organism: Molossus molossus (Pallas's mastiff bat)
Lineage: Eukaryota; Metazoa; Chordata; Mammalia; Chiroptera; Molossidae
Gene: ARL10
Product: ADP ribosylation factor like GTPase 10
Exons: 4
Coding region: 1-735 (244 amino acids)
Molecular function (GO): GTPase activity; GTP binding
Source: RefSeq, a predicted model, not a curated record